This is a messenger RNA of Salvelinus namaycush (lake trout), 1617 nucleotides long. Its product is annotated as E3 ubiquitin-protein ligase TRIM21-like. NCBI's taxonomy places the organism in Eukaryota, Metazoa, Chordata, Actinopteri, Salmoniformes, Salmonidae. The record is from RefSeq and is a predicted model, not a curated record. Gene Ontology annotation, molecular function: protein binding; zinc ion binding. The transcript has a single exon. Bases 1 to 1617 code for a protein of 538 amino acids.
AUGGCUUCCUCCAGCAGUCUCCUGUCUGAAGAGCAGUUCCUGUGCUCAAUCUGUCUGGAUGUGUUCACUGAGCCAGUCUCCACUUCGUGUGGACACAACUUCUGCAUGGCCUGUAUAACAAAGUACUGGGAUAGCAACAACCUGUGUCAAUGUCCACUGUGUAAUGAGAAAUUGUCCAGACAAACUAAGCUUCGUGUUAACACAACCUUCAGAGAGAUUGUAGAGAAUUAUAAACGGUUGAGAGACACAGGUAAAGAUGAGUCCCCUGCCAAACCUGGAAAAGUGCACUGUGACAUCUGCACUGGGACGAAGCGCAAGGCCCUGAAGUCAUGCCAGGUGUGUCUGGCUUCUUACUGUGAGACUCACCUGGAGCCUCAUCAGAUAGCUCCAGCCUUCAAGCGACACAAGCUGAUCAACCCUGUGGAGAACCUGGAAGACAGGAUCUGUAAGAAGCAUGACAGACUCAUGGAUCUGUUCUGUAGGACCGACCAGACAUGUGUGUGUCAGUUCUGCACUGAAACAGACCACAAGACUCAUGACACUGUUCCUAUAGAGGACGAGUGUGGAGAGAGGAAGGUUCAGCUGGGGAAAACUGAGGCAGAAGUGCAGCAGAUUAUCCAGGAGCGACUGCAGAAAGUUAAAGAGAUCAAACUCUCAGUACAUCUCAGCAAAAGAGAUGCAAAGAGGGAGAAAGCAGACAGCAUAAAGGUCUUCACUGCUCUGGUACGAUCCAUUGAGAAAGGCCAAGCUCAGCUCAUUGAGGAGGUUGAGGAGAAGCAGAAAGCAGUAGAGAGGCAGGCUGAAGGGCUCAUUAAAGAACUGGAGCAGGAAAUCACUGAGCUAAAGAGGAGAAGCACUGACCUGAAGCAGCUCUCACACACUGAGGACCACCUCCAACUUCUCCAGAGCUUCACAUCCGUGGUGUGCACCCCUCCACCCACCAAGGACUGGUCUGAGAUCAGUGUUCACAGGACUGUGAGGAGAGCUGCGUCUCAGCUGGAGGAGACAUUGAAUAAAGAGAUGGAGAAGCUGCCUGAUGUCAAACUGAAGAGGAUUCAGCAGUAUGCAGUGGAUGUGACUCUGGACCCUGAUACAGCAAAUCUAUAUCUCAUCAUGUCUGAAGAUGGAAAACAAGUAAGAUGUGGAGACACAUCACAGAAUCUUCCUGACAAUCCAAAAAGGUUUGAUCGUUUUACCAUUGUCCUUGGAACGGAUGGCUUCUCCUCAGGGAGAUUUUACUAUGAAGUGACGGUUAAGGGGAAGACUAGGUGGGAUUUAGGAGUUGCCAGAGAGUCCACUGACAGGAAGGGGGAAAUCACACUGAGCCCUGAACAUGGAGUUUGGACUGUGAUGCUAAGGGAUGGGAAUGAGUACACAGCCUGUGCCUCACCGCAAGUCUGUCUCUCCCUGAGCGAGAAGCCCCAGAAGGUGGGGGUGUUUGUGGAUUAUGAGGAGGGUCAGGUCUCCUUUUAUGAUGUGGAGGCCAGGUCUCAUAUCUACUCUUUCACUUGCUGCACCUUUACAGAGAAAAUCUACCCAUUCUUCAGUCCCUGUAAUCAUGAUAGUGGUAAAAACGCAGCCCCUGUCAUCAUCUCUCCUGUCAAUCACAAACACUGA